This is a messenger RNA of Cryptomeria japonica (Japanese cedar), 1436 nucleotides long. Its product is annotated as membrane-anchored ubiquitin-fold protein 3. The coding region runs from base 503 to 859 and encodes 118 amino acids. The transcript has 3 exons. Lineage: Eukaryota; Viridiplantae; Streptophyta; Pinopsida; Cupressales; Cupressaceae. The record is from RefSeq and is a predicted model, not a curated record. Gene Ontology annotation, molecular function: protein binding.
AAUGAGAAAAAAAAAGAAAAAAAAGAAAAAAAAGAUAAGAGUUGGCACGAAAAGCUUCUUCUCGCACGAUAAUUCUGCAUUUUGUUGGUGACCAUUUUGGGCUGAAUCAGGAGAACGUUAUGAUGCGAUGAUCGGUUGGCUUUAAUUGAUACGAUCUGUGUACCCUUCUGUCGACUCUGUUUCACUGGAUCCGCAGAAACUGCCCGGGCUUUAAUGCUCACCAGUUAUACAUAUUCUUGGUCUGACAGCAUAGGAGGGUUUUGGAUAUAACAGAUUUUGGAUUGCACCUGAAAAAUCCAAGUGCAAAUUCUCUGGCGUUUGGAUGAAAAAGGGUUUUAUAAAAUUCUUCAGAAGUGAUCGGUGAAAAGGCAUGAAUUACUAGCGGGGUAAUUUUUAAUCUUAUGGUGAAUUUAAUUUCAAUUAUGAACGAGGAUUUGGUUUUGUGUCGGUGGAUUGAGAUAUAGCAGGGGAGGUGGGUGGGUGGACAAGAGGAUCGUCUGCUAUGGCAGCGGAGGACUUGUUGGAGCUUAAAUUUAGGCUUUAUGAUGGUACUGAUAUUGGUCCCAAUAAAUAUGCCCCUGCUACUACCAUUGGUUCUCUUAAAGAAAUCAUACUAUCUCAUUGGCCACAAGACAAGGAAAAUGCUCCCAAAACCAUUAAUGAUAUGAAACUCAUCAAUGCGGGAAAAGUAUUAGAGAACAACAAGACACUUGCAGAAUCGAGAGUUCCUUUUGUUGAGCUUCCUGGUGGGGUUAUAACAAUGCAUGUUGUUGUCCGCCCUCCAUCAUCAGACAAAAACAGUGAGAAGCAGCAAGCAAAUUCUCCAAAGAAGAACAGAUGUUCAUGCACAAUUCUGUAAAGGAGAUAAUGGUAAGGGGCAAUAUAAAGCUGGUGGAGUUUUAUAAGACCCCUUUGAGUAUGAAAUUUGUAUGUAUUUUGUAUUGUUAUUGUCACAAGAUCCAGCAGACUUGGCUGCAGUUCAUGCAGGACUAUUAUUUUUAAACUUUUUUGAGCAUUUCUUCUAGGUUUCAGUAUUUAGAUGCUUGGUGAAAGAUUUGUCUGAAAAUUCCAUAUGAUCAGGAUACUCUUCAAUGUUACUGACAUCCUUUUCACAAAGAAUGCCUCAUGUGUACGGGUUGCUGUUAUUUGUCUUGAUUGAAGAUGCCAAGAAUGAGGCAAAGUUAAAGGCAUUGUUGUUUUCUGAAACUGGGGAGGAAGCUAGAUUAUACUAUUGUUACAUGAAAGCAGGCAAAAAAUGGGAUGCUGCUGUCACUUAGGCCAAAUUCAUGCUUGAACUUCUCAGAUUUAUAUCUGAGAUUGAAAAUUGUAUUCUAUGUCACUGGAAGUUUGAUGGAAUCAUCAUAUAGUGGCUUAGUUUUUAAUGAGAUAUUAAUUACUAUCAUCAUUAUUUUGGGAAAUCAUAUUCCUUUCACAGA